AUGGCCACCAUAUGCUUCAAAGUGUACCUGCAGGUUUCGUUUAUUAAAAAACAGACAAGAGAUAUUAUUUACAACUACCAAGACGAUGUCAGUGACAACAGCACGUAUACGGACUACGUAGCAGCAAGAAUCAAAGAUAAGAUGCAAACCAUGCAACAGAUACUCAAAAUAAAAUCUCAAAUUAAAGACAUAAACUUGGCGCAGACUGUACACAACACACGCCUAGGACACUUUAAAAGUAAUUUAGAUUCACAUAUUAUAGUCGUACUCGUCCAUUCGGAUACUUACUAUUUCAGUCAGCUUUUACUGUCCCUGAAGACCGCAAUCGGGAUCAAAGAUACUUUCAUAAUAUUCUCGCACGAUUACUUCAGUGAGAGCAUAAACGCCCUCAUACGUGAUAUUAAAUUUGCUAAAUACAUACAAAUUUUCUUUCCAUACUCCAUACAGUUGCAUCCCAAUGUAUAUCCUGGGACAGAUGGUCAACACUGCUCCGAGGGUUACGUUUGCAAAAAGUCAAAAGCUAGAGACCCUGAAGCGGCUCAAUCGAAACAACACUGGUGGUGGACUGUCAACCAAGUGUUCGAUAACUUGAACGUUACGAGGUCUAUUAAGCAGUUCACUGUUCUAUUUCUGGAAGAUGGCGACUUUGUUACUCCAGAUAUUUUCUACGUCUUUAAAUUGUUGAAAAAGGUAAGACUUUCGCAUUUUUCGUUCUGCGAAGUGAUAAAUUUAGGAGCGUAUGACCUUGACUUAUCAAGCUACACGAAGAAGACUUUGGUAUCAGUAGAAAUUUGGACCGGCAGAUCAUACAGAUCGGGUAUUGCAUUUGAUAGACAGACUUGGAAUUCCUUGAAGUCCAACAGCGAGGAGUUUUGUAACCACAAUGACUAUAACUGGGACAGUUCGCUCAGACAUGUUGGCUUUAAAAAGUGGGAUGGCAAUGUAUACAUGAUAGCUAUUCCUGGUACUAGAGUGAUUCAUAUCGAUAAAUGUGGCCGCACAAAUGGUGAUGAUGGGUGUCAAGAGGAACUUAAAGUUAAAGAAGUGAAAAAGUUCAUACGGUCUGUAAGAAAAGGAAUGUUUCCUAGAAGUUACGUGAUGGUGGCGAAUAAAGUAGAGGAUUUUGAUAGAACUGCUGCAGGGUUUUGGGAAGAUGUGAGAGAUAAAGAACUGUGUAUGUAUUUCACUACACACAGCGUGUGGUAUUAG
Spodoptera littoralis (African cotton leafworm) is the source of this 1209-nucleotide messenger RNA. The record is from the annotation of a GenBank genome assembly. NCBI's taxonomy places the organism in Eukaryota, Metazoa, Arthropoda, Insecta, Lepidoptera, Noctuidae.